Molecule: messenger RNA, 1260 nt
Organism: Baudoinia panamericana UAMH 10762
Lineage: Eukaryota; Fungi; Ascomycota; Dothideomycetes; Mycosphaerellales; Teratosphaeriaceae
Exons: 2
Coding region: 1-1260 (419 amino acids)
Molecular function (GO): protein binding
Source: RefSeq, a predicted model, not a curated record
AUGCCUUCUAUACCAACCAUCGCCGGCGCCACCUUGGUAGGAGACACUGGCGGCGACUUUAACCAAGCACGCACAUUGACCGAGGAUGGUGGCGCAUACGCACUUCGACGCGCUCAUGGCUCCCAGGUUGACACUAAUUACUUCCGCGAGGCACAAUUCAGCCCUGAUGGCACGACAAUCAUCACGCAUAACGGAGACCAACAGCUGAGGACGUUCAUAUUGCCGCCCGAUCUCCUUGAGCCCAGUGAGAACGCUGCGCACCUGCAGCAAUAUGCCAGCUUUACGCCACCAACACCGAUCUCAAGCUACGCAGUCUACCCUGGCUUCUCCCUCCAUGACCCUUCGACAACCAUUGUACUCACCGGCUCAGCCGAUCAACCAAUAGCCCUGCGGAACGCGUUGGACUACCGUACUGUGCACGCCAAGUACUUCCUAGUAAGCCCGACCACCGAGGAGUACCACAAGCCGCACAGUCUGCUGUUCACGCCAGAUGGCUCGCAGUUCGUCGCUGGGAGCAUGAGUCAAAUCGCUGUCUUUGACUGCACCCGUGAUUGCGAAGGUCCCAUCUUCCAGCAUCGAACCGCGGGCAAGGGAAGGAGACUCCAUGGCAGGCCGAGCAUGAGUUGCAACUGCUUCAUCAGUGCUCUUGCUAUAAAUGCCGAUGGCGUGUUAGCUGCAGGUAGUACCGAGCGUGAGUUUGGGCUUUAUGAUCAACAAGGUCAAGGGCAAUCCGUGACUGCGUUCUCUCUCGGCUUUCAGGCAGGUAGGCGAGGCACAGGCAUCACUUCGGUGAAGUGGAGUCCUGAUGGUACCUAUCUACUCGUCGCAGAACGUCAGAGCGACGGGAUCCAUGUGUUUGACGUGCGGAACCUGCGGCAGAAAGUGGCUUGGCUCAGCGGACGCAAAGCCCGCACAAACCAGAAACUCGGCAUCGAUGUAGUACCGACUGCGGAGGGCUACGAGGUUUGGGCUGGUGGAACGGACGGGUUCGUACGGAAGUGGCAGGAUCCAGGUCGCGUUGAGGACGAGCAUCCUCCAGAUGGCGAGGUGAAGCUACAUAGCGAUGCGAUAGCGACUGCCGCUUGGCAUUACACCGGUGCUGUUCUGGCUACUUGCUCAGGAUCGCGGAGUGAUUCGCCGCUUCCGCAUGGGGAUGACGGAGAGACGAUGGAUCUUGAGGAGCCUAUUGCAGCAAGCGAAGUCGAUAGCAGGCUCGCAAUCUGGACGGUAGGGCAACGGAAUCGAACAGGCGAGACUUGA